Molecule: messenger RNA, 744 nt
Organism: Pteronotus mesoamericanus
Lineage: Eukaryota; Metazoa; Chordata; Mammalia; Chiroptera; Mormoopidae
Gene: BAALC
Product: BAALC binder of MAP3K1 and KLF4
Exons: 3
Coding region: 30-467 (145 amino acids)
Cellular component (GO): cytoplasm
Source: RefSeq, a predicted model, not a curated record
GCCGCCCGGCGAGCCCGCCUUGCGGGAGGAUGGGCUGCGGCGGGAGCAGGGCCGAUGCCAUCGAGCCCCGCUACUACGAGAGCUGGACACGGGAGACCGAGUCCACCUGGCUCACCUACACCGACUCGGACACGCCGCCCAGCAACGCCGCCCCCGACAGCGGUCCCGAGGCGGGAGGCCUGCACGCUGGUGUGCUGGAAGGUGGCCUGCCUGCCAGUGGUGUGCCCCGAUCUACAGCCCCCGGCGGAACAUCCAACCCAGAGAAGAAAAUGAGCUGUGGGACCCAGUGCCCGAAUCCUCAGAGCCUCAGCUCAGGCGCUCUGACCCACAAACAGAAUGGUUUUCGCGCCACAGAGGCUAAAAGAGAUGCUAAGCGAAUGCCUGCAAAAGAAGUCACCAUUAAUAUGACAGACAGCGUCCGACAGGUGGAGAGAAGUCGAAGAAUCACAAAGAACUGUGUCAACUAGCAGAGUGUCUAACUAGAAAGGCAGAUGGACUUCUUUGGUGCCCGUCACAUACUGGACCCCAUCAAGGAACCCUGAAGAAGUGGGUGCCCCUUGCUGACUGUGAACGUUGCUGAGUGCCUUGAGAGACUGUCUCACCCAGCAGCCAACAGCUGCCUGAGCUAUUGGGACAUCCUCAGCCUCCUGCUUUUCACAUAAAUGUAUUGGCACAGUACUCACAUAUGGUAAUAAACUGAAAAUGAGCAGUUCGGUUUUCUUCUUUGCAACGUCUGCACUUAGA